ACAGCGCCCUGGCCAGCGAACGGGUGCAUCAAGACUAUCAGAGACCGAAGCUGUAGGAAUUCACUCUAUAGCCGUGAAGGAAGGAGGGGGGAGAGAGAGAGAGAAUGGAAAGAAGGCUUAUGAGGUCUACAGCAAUCGAAGACCACCAUGGAAGGUCUCUAUUUUUCGUUGGCUACCUACUUUCUGUUCCUGCGUACUUGGGUGUUGCUGGCAUAUUUCCUACCUCCUUACGUUGUGACUUUUGGCCCAUGGUCCUUGCGCCGUCACAACAAACUGACCUCAGAUAUAAGUCUCAAUCCUUCGUUGGCAACUCGGCAACGUCUCUGCUAAUAUGCAUGCAAUUUGUGGUCUGACUAGCCACCACGACGAAUUUGUUUCCACCUAGCCACCGGGGUCUGUGAGAGAACAGCGCGAGCGAAGCAACAGCCCGUCCGAAUUCU
Messenger RNA from Sodiomyces alkalinus F11, 440 nucleotides. RefSeq lists its product as hypothetical. The transcript has a single exon. The record is from RefSeq and is a predicted model, not a curated record. Bases 105 to 353 code for a protein of 82 amino acids. NCBI's taxonomy places the organism in Eukaryota, Fungi, Ascomycota, Sordariomycetes, Glomerellales, Plectosphaerellaceae.